GCCAACCACAAUGCUUGCCACAGUCAGCUUAACAGCGCAGGGCGUGUUGUUUCCCGAGGCAGGAUCAACCGGACUGCGGAUAUAAAUCUACGGCGUUGACUCACCCUUGCAAUACUCCGAAGGCUCUCUGUUCUAACUAUACAUACCUCUGAACACUUGCACUCACAACAUGUCGCCUCCAUCUGCGAUCGAGCCCCAGAAUGCCAGCGAGACGAAGCCGAGCAAUGCUGCUCCUCUUGAGCCGGGCCUGAACGAGAAGGAGUCGAAGAUGAAGGCUAUCAAGUUUCCUAGCCCGCCCAAGUUCGAUGAUCCGUACAAGGAGCGAGCCUAUCUCAAAGGGAGACUGGCUGCUGCGUUCCGUAUCUUUGGCAAGUACGGGUAUGACGAGGGUGUUGCCGGGCACAUCACUAUGCGUGAUCCGGUCGAUCCCACAACUUUCUGGGUGAAUCCCUUCGGUGUCGCAUUCAGCUUGAUCAAGGCUUCUGAUCUGAUUCUUGUGGACCACGAUGGCAAUGUCAUCGACGGCGGCCCUUGUCGUCUUCUCAAUUCGGCAGCCUACAUGAUCCAUUCAGCGAUUCAUGCAGCACGUCCAGAUGUCCUCGCAGCCGCACACAGCCACUCGAUCUAUGGUCGCGCCUUUUGCUCACUCGGCCGCAAGCUCGACACGAUCACGCAGGAUUCAUGUGCAUUCCAUAACGACCACGUCUUGUAUGAGAGCUUCAACGGUGUCGUGCUUGCGCAGGAGGAAGGGAAAAAUAUUGCUCGAGCGCUCGGCGACAAGAAGGCUGCGUUGUUGAUCAACCACGGCCUGUUGACAGUUGGCACGUCGAUUGAGGAGGCUGUCUUUUGGUUUGUGUCGCUCGACAAGUGCUGUCAGGCUCAAAUGCUGGCGGACGCAGCCGCGGGCGGACGAGGUGGAGAGACGGUCAAGAUCGGCGAGGAGGAGGCCGUCUUCACAUACAAGACAGUUGGGUCACCGCGCGCUGGAUGGUUCAGCGCAAAGCCGCUGUUCGAUGUCAUUCACAAGGAGACCGGAGGAGAUUACCUCGAGUAAAGGUGUGAAUGUUACAUGUGGCCUAAGCGCUUCUGCCGUGCAUUCCAUACUUGACCCUUGCCGAAGGCUGCACCCCAUUUGGUGCAACGACUGAUGGCGGGAGGAAUUUCUCCGGGUGAGUGACGCAGCCAAGAUCGUAGUCGCGCCACGGCCAUUCUGUUUGUUUGUUGGUGUUUCAGGCUAAACAGCACACAUUAUCGUGAGACCAAAUAUCCAGCCGAGUACACAUAGUCAGGCUGUCCUGUGCGGGAGCCGGUGAACGGCCCCAGGGUCCAGUAGAGGUGAAUAGGAUCACACGCUUGCGAACCAAGCUUUUGAGCUCUG
Messenger RNA from Boeremia exigua, 1378 nucleotides. Its product is annotated as class II aldolase/adducin N-terminal. NCBI's taxonomy places the organism in Eukaryota, Fungi, Ascomycota, Dothideomycetes, Pleosporales, Didymellaceae. The record is from RefSeq and is a predicted model, not a curated record. Gene Ontology annotation, molecular function: actin filament binding. The transcript has 2 exons. The coding region runs from base 170 to 1054 and encodes 294 amino acids. Gene Ontology annotation, cellular component: cytoskeleton.